Caenorhabditis briggsae is the source of this 1182-nucleotide messenger RNA. Lineage: Eukaryota; Metazoa; Nematoda; Chromadorea; Rhabditida; Rhabditidae. The record is from RefSeq and is a predicted model, not a curated record. Gene Ontology annotation, biological process: protein dephosphorylation. Gene Ontology annotation, molecular function: protein tyrosine phosphatase activity. The coding region runs from base 1 to 1182 and encodes 393 amino acids. The transcript has 4 exons.
AUGCGAGCAUUCACUACCCAAAUGAUCGUCUUCGAGGAUUGUCCAGAUGACAAGUUUCCAACACUCAAAUCGUUCAAUGGACUAGUUGAACUUAUCGACAUUGUCCAUGCCAGUAAGACACCUGUCUUCAUUGCUUGUCCCACUGGAACUGGAUACUCGGCUGUUUUAGCUUUGGCUCUAUACAAUCGUCAGGAGAUUAUGGAGAAGCACGGAAAGGUCACAAUGGGAUCGUUGCUGAAUGAAGUCAGAAACUUCCGCAUAAAUGCAAUUGAGAGUGCCAGACAGUACUUGUUGGCUCUGCUUCUCAUUAUCAAGGAUGUAAUUGCGAGUAUUAGCAAACAUCAAGAAGUGCCAAACGAAGAGAUCAUAAAGAUGAGUAAAGAUAUCGACGAGCUCUUUGCCUCUUCCGAACGAUUGGAUGCGAAUUAUAAGAAUAGUAUAAACGAUGAGCAGAAGAUGAAACAGGGACUUUUGAGAAUUGAAAGUAUCGAGGUUACGAAAAAGGUUCCGAAAGCUCCGAAACCCUCGGAAGCUCCGAAAGUCCCGAAAGCCUCGGAAGCUCCGAAAGUCCCGAAAGCCUCGGAAGCUCAGCAAGCUCCGAUUGCUCCGAAUGCCUCGAAAACUCAGGAAACUCAGGACAUUCAGAAAACUCAGGAAACUCAGGACACUCAAGAAACUCAGCAAGCUCCUGCUGCAACAGCGCCUACUGUAAAUGCCAACGAGAUUGCAACAGGCCCCGAAGCUAACGAGCCUGCGGCUAACUCGCCACCAGCACUAACAGCAGAAAUGGUCCUGAAAACGGAAAAUCUCUGUGCACCUACUAGAGAUCCAAGUACGCUGGCAAAAGAUCGAGUCGGGGAGUCUGAGGCGAGAAAGAAACUAAGGGACGCGGCGGAAGCGGCAAGAAGGGCUACGGAUGAUCGAUAUCCACAUGGCAUGGGAUUCGGAUUCUUUAAGAAGAAGAGGCCGAUACCGAAGGGUCUAGAGAUGGAACGGACGCAAGACGGAGAGACGAUGCCAAAGAAGAAGAAGAACAAGAAGAAGAAGAAGGCGGUGGCGGAGGAGGGAAUGACAAUUUGUGAUGAUGGAAUGACGAUGUGUGAUGAUGAGGAGAUGAAGGAAGUCAAGGUUGAGAUUCCGAUUGCUCCGGCUUCAGCUCCAACUGAACCUAAGCAAGUUUGA